GAACUGGCUCCGCCCCCACCUCCCCGUGCCCCGGAAGCGCUCCCCCGCCCCCAGCCUCACUUCCGUCGGGCCGGUGGCAGCUGCAGCGAUCGAGCUCCGGGCAGCGCGGAGGAAGCGGGCGGAGCCGGAGAACAGAACCGCGACUGAGACGCACUGCAAACCAGGGGCCAGAAUGACAGACUCCAAGUACUUCACCACCACAAAGAAAGGGGAGAUCUUUGAGUUGAAGGCAGAGUUGAACAGCGACAAGAAGGAGAAGAAGAAAGAGGCGGUGAAGAAGGUGAUCGCCUCCAUGACCGUUGGCAAAGAUGUCAGUGCGCUCUUCCCAGAUGUGGUGAACUGUAUGCAGACCGAUAACCUAGAGCUGAAGAAGCUGGUCUACCUGUACCUGAUGAAUUAUGCCAAGAGCCAGCCAGACAUGGCUAUUAUGGCUGUCAACACCUUCGUAAAGGACUGUGAGGAUCCCAACCCUCUGAUCCGUGCUCUGGCUGUGCGCACAAUGGGCUGCAUCCGGGUGGAUAAGAUAACUGAGUAUCUCUGUGAGCCCCUGAGGAAGUGUCUGAAGGACGAGGACCCUUACGUGCGCAAGACAGCAGCAGUCUGCGUGGCAAAGCUUCAUGACAUCAAUGCCCAGCUUGUGGAGGACCAGGGUUUCCUGGACACACUGAAGGACCUGAUCUCAGAUUCCAACCCUAUGGUGGUGGCUAAUGCGGUAGCAGCCCUUUCGGAAAUAGCAGAGUCUCACCCAAGCAGUAACCUGCUGGACCUGAACCCCCAGUCUAUUAACAAGCUGCUGACGGCCCUGAAUGAGUGCACAGAGUGGGGCCAGAUCUUCAUCCUGGACUGUCUGGCUAACUACAUGCCCAAGGAUGACCGGGAGGCCCAGAGCAUCUGUGAACGGGUGACGCCCCGGCUGUCCCAUGCCAACUCUGCCGUGGUCCUGUCGGCAGUGAAAGUGCUGAUGAAGUUCAUGGAGAUGCUGUCGAAGGACCUGGAUUAUUAUGGCACCCUGUUGAAGAAAUUGGCUCCUCCUCUGGUCACAUUGCUCUCGGCAGAGCCUGAGCUGCAGUACGUGGCUCUCCGCAACAUCAACCUCAUCGUGCAAAAGAGGCCUGAAAUCCUGAAGCAUGAGAUGAAAGUGUUUUUUGUGAAGUACAAUGACCCCAUCUACGUUAAACUGGAGAAGCUGGACAUCAUGAUCCGCCUGGCUUCCCAGGCCAACAUUGCUCAGGUGCUUGCUGAACUGAAGGAGUAUGCGACAGAAGUGGAUGUUGACUUUGUGAGGAAGGCAGUCCGAGCCAUUGGCCGCUGUGCCAUCAAGGUUGAGCAAUCAGCAGAGCGCUGCGUCAGCACGCUGCUCGACCUCAUCCAGACCAAAGUCAAUUAUGUGGUGCAAGAAGCCAUUGUGGUCAUCAAGGACAUCUUCCGCAAGUACCCCAACAAGUACGAGAGUGUGAUUGCCACUCUGUGUGAGAAUCUGGACUCCCUUGACGAGCCUGAGGCCCGGGCUGCCAUGAUUUGGAUUGUGGGAGAAUACGCGGAGCGAAUUGACAACGCGGACGAGCUGCUGGAGAGCUUUCUGGAGGGCUUCCAUGAUGAGAGCACCCAGGUCCAGCUGCAGCUGCUGACUGCCAUUGUGAAGCUCUUCCUAAAGAAGCCCACUGAGACCCAGGAGCUGGUGCAGCAGGUGCUGAGUCUGGCUACUCAGGACUCUGAUAAUCCGGACCUGCGGGACCGUGGCUACAUCUACUGGCGUCUGCUCUCCACUGAUCCUGUAGCUGCCAAGGAAGUGGUGCUUGCGGAGAAGCCCCUCAUCUCCGAGGAGACGGACCUGAUUGAGCCGACCCUGCUGGAUGAGCUGAUCUGUUACAUUGGCACGCUGGCCUCUGUCUAUCAUAAGCCUCCCAGUGCCUUCGUGGAGGGGAGCAGAGGCAUUGUGCAUAAGAGCUUGCCUCCGCGGACAGGGUCGAGCGAAAGUGCAGAGAGCCCUGAUGCAGCCCCGUCAGGAGCCCCCCCUUCAGAACAACCAGCUGUCAUCCCAACUCAGGGUGACCUCCUUGGUGAUCUCCUGAACCUUGACCUGGGCCCCCCAGUGAGCGGACCUCCUGUUGCUACAUCCUCUGUGCAGAUGGGGGCUGUGGAUCUUCUUGGAGGUGGCUUGGACAGCUUGAUGGGAGACGAGUCUGAAGGGCUGAGAAGCGAUGUAGGCGGCAGUCCUGCAAUGGGUGGCACCGGCUUUACAGCUCCCAGCACAGUGAUGCCUGCAAACCUCGGGCCACCCCCCAGUGGUGGCUUGGGAGACCUCUUUGAUCUGGCCGGUGGAGUGGGCACACUGUCAGGAUCCCACGUAGCACCCAAAACAGUUUGGCUCCCAGCCAUGAAGGCCAAGGGCCUGGAGAUUUCUGGUACGUUCAGCCGCCAGGUGGGCGCCAUCUCCAUGGAUCUCUUACUAACUAACAAGGCCUUGCAGGUCAUGUCUGACUUUGCCAUCCAGUUCAACCGUAACAGCUUCGGCUUGGCACCAGCUGCUCCUCUUCAGAUCCAUGCCCCUCUUGCUCCGAACCAGACUGUGGAGAUCUCCCUCCCUCUGAACACAGUUGGCUCUGUCAUGAAGAUGGAUCCUCUCAACAACCUCCAGGUUGCAGUGAAGAACAACAUUGACGUGUUCUACUUCAGCACCUUGUACCCACUGCACAUCCUCUUUGGGGAAGAUGGGAAGAUGGAGCGGCAGAUGUUCCUGGCCACCUGGAAGGACAUUCCAAAUGAGAAUGAAGCCCAGUUCCAGAUCAAAGAUUGUCCUCUCAGUGCAGAUGCUGUUAGCAGCAAGCUCCAAGGCAGCAACAUCUUCACUGUAGCCAAGAGGAACGUAGAGGGCCAAGACAUGCUGUACCAGUCUCUCAAACUGACCAAUGGAAUCUGGGUCCUGGCAGAGCUACGAAUCCAGCCCGGCAGUGCCGGCUUCACGCUGUCUCUGAAGUGCCGAGCGCCCGAAGUAUCCCACUAUGUUUACCAAGCAUAUGAAACCAUUCUGAAGAACUGAGGCACCCACCUCAUCCUCCUCUCUCUCCUCCCACAUCCCAGAUGAGGAAAUGGGGACCAGAACCUGCGUGCAUGUUUCCUCUUGACCUUGGAAGGAACAAAUGCAAGAUCAAGAUACUUUGGAAACUUCAAACUGGCACCCCCGAUGCUGAAAAUGGUGUGAGCGGCAGUGCCUAGCAUUCCAUCUUCAGCUCCCUGGGGAUGGGGUGGGAGGAGAGGGGGGCAGGGGGAGGGAUCUUGUUGCAAUUCAGUGCAUCAGUGUAGAAUUCUUUCAUGUGAAGUAAUGCAGUGUCCUUUUUGCUGACGUUGCCCCUUUAAGAGCCCUGUUUUUUGCCCUUGUACUCUUACUGAAAUUAAGAGCGUGUGUGAGAAUCUGGGUGGAAAGGCAGUGCCCAUUAAGUCUCAUUACUAUCUUCAAAUCCAUUUCCUCCGACCUUCCCAGCCAAAUAAAUGAAUCAGCACUUCGGUGUUUAAAUACGGCUUGUGCUGCAUCGCCAAGCCCAGCCCUGGAGGACAGUGGUGAUGGGUCUCUAGCAUUUGAACGCAUGUGUUGUCUGGUGAAGAAUUCCUCGCUAAUAACCCCUCUUCUGAUGGGAUAGCUAUGCUGAAGCACUGCUUCUUCCUCCUCCUCUCAUGGUGACCUGUUACUUGGGGUGGAUUUGCUUCCAGUCCUGCUUGGAAAAAUCCAGAAGCAUCACUUGUGCUGAUUUGUGCUUAACGUGCCUCUGAGCCUCCCUUAUUUCUAGGAGUGGACAAUAAAAAGGGACUCUUUGCUGAAGCUUGGCACAAGGUCUCAGCCUGGGGGGGAUUGUGGGAAUUUUGGGGGCUGGGGCAGGUGUAACAGGAGUUGGAAAUAAUUUGGGGCUCUUUGCCUCUGCAGAUCAAGUUGUUCUGUAACUUGCCGAAAGCUUUGUGUCUGCAGAGUGGACAGCUUCGAAGGCAGCUAGCUAAUGAUGAAUUGAUGCCUUGAGUAUUUUUUCAAGGUGGCAAAUCUCCAUUUAGAGCUCUCCUUCCUCCUUUGAAAUUUAACUGACCAAGGCACUUGCUUUUCUUGGUUCUGCAGAAACAAGCUCCAUUCCCUUCCCUCUGUAAGGGAUAAUGCAGUUCCAGACAUGGAACAGAUAUCUCCGUAUGUAUCUCAAUAGAUUGCAUCUGUUCCUUUAAAAGGCUAGUUUGAGUUUACCCCCAAACACUGAGGUUCCCUUAAGCAGAGGGCUUGAUC
This is a messenger RNA of Mauremys reevesii (Reeves's turtle), 4261 nucleotides long. It is a transcript of the gene AP1B1, whose product is annotated as adaptor related protein complex 1 subunit beta 1. Gene Ontology annotation, biological process: vesicle-mediated transport; intracellular protein transport. Gene Ontology annotation, cellular component: clathrin adaptor complex; membrane coat. The transcript has 23 exons. The coding region runs from base 173 to 3040 and encodes 955 amino acids. The record is from RefSeq and is a predicted model, not a curated record. Gene Ontology annotation, molecular function: clathrin binding. Lineage: Eukaryota; Metazoa; Chordata; Testudines; Geoemydidae.